This is a messenger RNA of Pelagomonas calceolata, 1351 nucleotides long. NCBI's taxonomy places the organism in Eukaryota, Pelagophyceae, Pelagomonadales, Pelagomonadaceae. The record is from the annotation of a GenBank genome assembly.
GCAAGCAAGCCGAGCCUUCGCAGCAGUGGCUGUUACGCCAAUACAGACUGCCUGGCUGCAUGCAUCACUCUCGCAGCAUCAUCACGCAGCCUUGAUAGGCGCGCUUGCAAAUUUUGGUGGCGCCUCGUGAUAAAUUGGCUGCGUUGUGCUGCACACAAGCCUCAUACCCAUGGCGGACACCUCAAGCCUGAGCCCGCAAUACCUGAAACAGCUCCGAGAAGAACGAGAGGCGCGCCUGGCGGCGAAGAAGGGAGCCUCGGCACCGGCGCCUGCACCGCCGCAGCGCCCGCCCGCGCCGCCGAAACGCGACGACAUCGUCGAGAUCGAAUCUAGCGACGACGAAGUACAGAUCAUCGCCUCGGCGCCGAAGCGCAAGCGCGCCGACGACGAUGAUGAGGUCCAGUUCCUCCCGUCGCCGCCGAAACGCGGGUCGACCGGCGGCACGUUCUCCUGCAUCAUCUGCAUGGACGACGUCGAGCGGUCGCAGCGCCUGAAGCUGCGGAACUGCGGCCACGCGUUCUGCGGCGAGUGCGUCGCGGGCACGCUGAAGGCGGCCCUCGACGACAAGAAGGUUGACGACCGGCUCCGCUGCCCGGACACAACGUGCCGCAAACCGCUAGACGUGUUGGAUGUAAGAGCCUGCACCUACGACCGCGGCGACAAGGCGACGUGGGCCAAGUACCAGGAGGUCGCCACGGAGGCGCUGCUCGACCAGGCAAAUGCAGAUGAAGGCAACGAGAAGGGCCUGCGCCGCUGCCCGGGCGACAAGUGCAACCACACGUUCUACUACGAGCCGCACGCCACCAGUGGAACGCUCCACAUCUGCCAGAAGUGCCACGGUGCAUUUUGUCUGGGCUGUCCCCUCGUGGGGGGCAAGGUCGGCCCGGCGCACGACGGCAAUUGCGCCUACGUCAUGCAGCAGGAGGCGGCGCGGAAGGCGCACCAGGAGAAGUACGACAAGUGGUCGAUCGAGAACGCGCAAGCCGACGAGAAAUUCAACGAAAUGAUGCGCAAGGAGCGCCAAAAGGGCGCUACAAAACCGUGCCCCAAGUGCAAGCAGGCGAUCACGAAGAACCACGGCUGCGACCACAUGACGUGUGUCCGGCGUCCGAUUUUGUGUUCUCGGGCGCGUCGCGGCGACGGCGACGGCGUCGUCACGCGACCGCGCGCAGGUGUCCCUGCGGCCACGAGUUCUACUGGUCGACGGGGAAGCCCUACCGCACGGGCCUGGGCGGCAUGUUCGGGGGCUGGGGCGGCGGCGGUGGCGCGGACUACUGACUCGCGAGUAAAGUGUAUGUGUCACAUGGAAUACUUAGUUAGCACAGCGCGACCGCCCUUCGUGGCGCGCGCU